GGCCAUCAUUGCACAGAAGCAUUGGAACUUCCGAGGCAACAGUCGGUCAUUCCCCACUCUACUUCUUCGCUGGCUCUCCGAUUAUCAUCACUGCUGGAACUCACCGGCGUGAGCAGAGUACAAUCCUGAAAUUACGCCUUUCCUUACGGCGAAAUGUGGAUGUAACUAGGAAGAAGAAUCUCGAAGGCAGGCAUCGGAUUCUUCUGUUCAGAGCGUAGCCCGUGGGUUUCUGGAGCCCCGUUGACAAUCGUGAAAGUGACAAGGAAGGUCCUCAAGCGGCGAUGGCGGACAAUGAACGACAACGUGAACUGCCUCUGAACUCACGGACUUCGACAUCAGGUCACGACCGCUGUCUCACACCGCAGCAGCACAGGUGAUCCGUCGUUGUCACACUCCCUCCUCGUCAGCUCGUAUCGCCGCAGAACGGUGCGGCUCCAUGAGAAACGCCGAGCACUUAUUACUACUACUCGCCUCUCGUCCCACAGUCGAAGCGCGAUCGGAUCAAUAGACUGACGAGCUGCGGUCCUCAGAGGAGGUAGUCGGCGCAGAUUACGGGAAUCGGUGCUCCGCCUUCUGACUGCUUCCUUCCUUCGUAGGGUCUGACUAGACUGGAGGAGGAGCCUUGCGAUCUUCGACAUUUCGCUGUCGAUGUUGUGAAGAGGAACUGGGAAGGAUUAGGAGUGGUUCGGUGUGGAGAUAGGAGAUAGGGAGGAUGCGGCGAUGGGGCUUGGUAUGGGUGUUGUUGUUGGUGGUGACGUUAGGGCUGUCACUGCCGAAGUUGAUCGCCUGUAUGGAGGAUGUAGAUGUAGAUGCACCCCGCGCGGAAGUGGACGACGAUGACUUUUGGGAAGACAUAGAAGACGAUGAGGAGCCCGCGACAGCGAGUAAGAGCAAGGUUUCACGCAACUUAUUGGUCCAGCUCAACGACCAAAACUCGGAGAAAAUCCUGCAGUCGAACGAGUUUGUGUUGGUUCUAGGCUACGCAUCUUGGUGUCGGCAGAGUGCUGCUGUGAUGGUCGAUUUCACGGAGGCUGCAACCGUCCUCUCUUCCAAGGGGAGCCCUGUAGUAUUAGCGAAGAUCGAUGCCAUAGUCAAUCAGAUCACAGCAGGGCGUUACAAGAUCAAAGGUUUCCCGACCAUUCUGUUUUUCAGGAACGGAUCGGACGAAAUCUUCCCUGCAGGACUCUCGAGCGACGAGAUCGUGAACUGGAUUCAAAAGCAGACCGGGCAUCCUGCAACCACAGUGUCGUCGAGCGAUGAGGCAGAGGUGAUUCUCAGUAAGAAUAAGACGGUGGUGAUCGGAAGAUUCGAAGAGUUUCAGGGCUCUGAUUACGAGCAAUUUCUAGCUGCUUCCAUGGAGGUUUCCGAUGUCGAGUUUUUGCGAACGACGGAGGCUGGAGCAGCGAAAGCCUUCAGUGCCGCCAUGGCGGAUAGCGUUCCUUCCUUCGGGUUGUGGAAGAGGGAUGAAGGGUUUGAGACGUUCGACGGUGCUUUUAACACUGAGGAUCUCGCAGCAUUUGUGAAUCUGAACAAGUUUGAGGUGGUCACGCAAUUGAGUUCUCAAAAUGUAGGCAAGAUUUAUUCCAGCAGUGUCAAGAAGCAGGUGAUUCUUUUCGGAAGCAGGGAGGAGGUCAGUGCGGUUCGCGUUCUCUACAAGGCCGUGGCCAAGAGAUUCAAGAAUGCGUUGAUGUUCGUGUGGGUGGACAAUGCCGAUGAGGAUUUUGCCAAGCCCAUGCUGACCAUGUAUGGUAUCCCAGACGACGAAUUGGUGGUGGCUGGGUUUGACAACAGCAACGGCUUGAGGUACGUGAUGGAUGCAGAAUUCAAUGAGCAAAAUCUGGUGACCUUCGCAGAGAAAUUUGUCAGAGGAAAUUUGGACCUGCAUUACAAGUCGGAGCGGAUACCCAAGGAGAACAACGGGGACGUCAAAGUUGUCGUGGGGAAAACCUUCGAGUCCCUCGUGCUUCAAAGCCCAAAGGAUCUCGUUCUUCUAGUUCACACGCCGUACUGCUUCGACUGUGAAUCCAUGGGCAAAGCAUUUGUCAAGUUGGCGAAGCAUUUCAAGGGAGACUCCUCCUUGAUUUUUGCCAAAAUUGAUGCAUCUGCAAACGAGCAUCCAGCCUUGAAGGUUGUCAACUAUCCCGCCAUUCUAUUUUACUCCGCUGAUGGCAGAACCAAGGAGCCGGAGGUGGGUUACAUUAAACCAUAUCUAAAGAAACUAGUGAAAUUUGUAGAUGAGCAGGUACAGCGUCGCACAGCUGUCAACAGCGACCUCAGCCAGGAAGACGAACGCAGCGAGACAGUCAAGGAGGUUAUCAUUGCUCCUGAUACUUUUAUUGCUUCCACAAUUACAGAUGCAGAUAGUUCAAAGGUUGCAGAUGCUGACAGUGGAUUGAAAGGGUCAUUCUUAGAGGUUCCAUCGCCCACAGACCCUGAAUCUGAACUCAUAGCUGGCACGGAAACAUCCGCCGUGCCACCGAGGUCACAGGUGGCAGAUGCCUCAGAAGUAGUGCAUAUUGUAGAGAAAGAAAAUAGGGAUAGGGAAGUCGAGGAAUCAGACAGUUCUGAAAUAUCUCACAAAGAUGAGUUGUAAAUCGAUAUAUCGUGCGAAGUGCCACGAUAAAUAGUCUGCUGCAUGGAGGUUGUGUGCAAGCAACCCGGCAGGGCAACAGUCGCGGUGUCACGCAAGCUGGG
Marchantia polymorpha subsp. ruderalis is the source of this 2694-nucleotide messenger RNA. Lineage: Eukaryota; Viridiplantae; Streptophyta; Marchantiopsida; Marchantiales; Marchantiaceae. The record is from the annotation of a GenBank genome assembly.